Messenger RNA from Salvia splendens (bonfire salvia), 3745 nucleotides. Its product is annotated as kinesin-like protein KIN-14I. The record is from RefSeq and is a predicted model, not a curated record. Gene Ontology annotation, biological process: microtubule-based movement. Gene Ontology annotation, cellular component: microtubule cytoskeleton. The transcript is spliced from 17 exons. Bases 166 to 3474 code for a protein of 1102 amino acids. NCBI's taxonomy places the organism in Eukaryota, Viridiplantae, Streptophyta, Magnoliopsida, Lamiales, Lamiaceae. Gene Ontology annotation, molecular function: ATP binding; microtubule binding; microtubule motor activity.
UAUAGCUCAGCCUCCUUCUCUUUCUCUCCCUUUCUUCUUCUUUCACGAGAAAGAAAGAGAGAGAUACACACAAAAGACAAUAUCUCUCUCACCAUUGAUAGCCUGAGACCUAUGUCACAUUAGGCAGCACACUUUUUCAUAUUCAGAUUGAGAUUAAGUAAGAAAAUGGCGGAAGAGGUGCUGCAAUUCAAUGUGGCGUCAAUGGUGGAAGAUGUGCUCCAGCAGCACGGCAAGAGACUUGCCAACACCGAUAAUCUCGCCUCUAGCAAAGCUGAAGAAGCUUCAUUGAGAAGAUACGAGGCGGCGGAAUGGGUGAGGAAGAUGGUAGGGGUGGUUUUGGGAAAAGAUUUGCCUGCAGAGCCCUCUGUAGAGGACUUUAGAAUUGGAUUGAGAAGUGGCAUUAUUCUUUGCACUCUUCUUAACAAGAUCCAGCCUGCUUCUGUCCCAAAAGUAGUUGAAGCACCUGUUGAUACUGUCAUAAUUCCUGAUGGUGCUUCCCUCACCACAUUCCAAUACUUCGAGAAUGUGAGGAACUUCCUCGCCGCCAUACAGGAUAUGGGGAUUCCCACUUUCGAAGUCUCUGAUUUGGAACAUGGAGGGGACUCAUCCCGGAUUGUGAACUGCAUCGUUGCUCUCAAGUCAUACCAUGAGUGGAAGCAGGCCGGUGCCAAUGGUGUCUGGAAGUUCAGUGGAAACCCGAUGCCUUGCAUCACUGAUGACAUUUCAUCCGCUGAUCUUAGUGAAAUGGGCACGUCUUCUUCAUUUCAAAGGCUCGUGCGCGAGCUUCUUGCUGAUAAGAGUGCAGAAGAAAUCCCUAUUAUUUUGGAGAAUAUUAUAAGUGAAGUUAAGGAAGAGUUUGAGCGCAGGCUGGAAAAGCAAACUAUAUUAAUUAGCACGGGUUUGCAAGAUAAGGUCGUUCCAACGGGUAAGGAGAAGAAGGAUGCGUACGCAGAGAUCGGAGCAACUUCACAGGAUGAGAGCGACUCGACCUCAUGCAUGAGUACGGAGAUUGAGGCGACGUCAACUAUAAGAAAACCAAACGGUGGAGCUGGAAAAAAUUUCUGCAACGAGGCUUCCGGUACUCUUUCCUUGAACCAUCAAGAUCUCCAGCACAGGACUGUGGAGGAACUAAGGAAGAUCCUCUACUCGACAAAACAAGGCAUGCACAUGCUCCAGCUCAAGUAUCAAGAAGAUGUUGAUAGUCUAGGUAAACAAGUCGUGCGCCUAGCUACCCAAGCUUCUGGAUACCAGAAGGUUCUUGAAGAGAACCGGAAGCUGUACAAUCAAGUGCAAGACCUGAAAGGAAACAUCAGAGUGUACUGCCGUGUGCGCCCUUUCCUACCUGGGCAGGCCAAUGGGUUGAACAUAUUAGACGAGAUAGUUGACAACACGCUCACUAUCCAAUCAAGUGCGAAGCAUGGAAAUGGGAAGAAAACAUUUACUUUCAACAAGGCCUUUGGUACAAACUCAACUCAAGAGGAAGUAUUUGCAGAUACCCAGCCACUGAUCCGGUCAGUCCUUGACGGAUACAAUGUCUGCAUAUUUGCUUACGGCCAAACUGGAUCAGGAAAGACCUACACAAUGGUGAGAAUCGAACUUGUGUUUGAGCCAGGGCUAAUCAACGCGCCUUCGUGCUAUAUUUCUCAAACACUUUUUUAUCUGCAGACGGGGCCGAAGGAGCUGACAAAGGAAAGCUUGGGCGUAAACUACAGAGCAUUGAGCGAUUUAUUUGAAAUCUCUGAAGAGAGGAAAGACAUGAUUGUUUACAACAUCUACGUCCAAAUGAUGGAAAUCUACAAUGAGCAGGUCCGAGAUCUCCUUGUGACAGAUGGUGGCAACAAGAGAUUGGAGAUCCGCAAUAACUCCUCCAAUGGCAUCAAUGUUCCGAAUGCAAAUCUAGUGAAUGUGACCUCCACGUCGGAUGUCAUCGACCUCAUGAACCUCGGCCACAAGAACCGCGCAGUGGGCUCCACCUCCAUGAACGACCGGUCCAGUCGGUCCCACAGUUGCCUGACAGUUCAUGUCGAAGGCAAGGACUUGACAUCGGGCACGACUCUGCGGGGGUGCAUGCAUCUGGUGGACCUGGCCGGGAGUGAGAGAUGUGACAAAACAGACGCGGUUGGGGAGAGGUUGAAGGAGGCUCAGCACAUCAACCGAUCUCUGUCUGCUCUAGGAGAUGUGAUCGCUGCUCUAGCUCAGAAGAACGCUCAUGUUCCCUACCGCAACAGCAAGCUCACACAGCUGCUUCAGGACUCACUCGGAGGGCAGGCCAAGACUCUCAUGUUCGUCCACAUCAGCCCGGAGCCAGACUCUCUAGGAGAGACGCUCAGCACUCUCAAAUUCGCGGAGCGUGUCUCCACUGUGGAGCUUGGUGCGGCUAAGUCCAACAAGGACACCUCCGCCCCUGAGGUCAAGGAGCUCAAGGAACAGAUUGCGAUGCUGAAAGCGGAAUUGGCACGAAAGGAAGAAGCUGCCAACAACCCGGGCAGCCCUACAUCAGCAUCGGUAUUGGCACGAAAGGAAGAAGCUGCCAACAACCCGGGCAGCCCUACAUCAGCAUUGAAAUUGACACGAAAGGAAGAAGCUGCCAACAACCCUCGCAGCCCUACAUCAGCAUUGAAAUUGGCACGAAAGGAAGAAGCUGCCAACAACCCGCGCAGCCCUACAUCAGCAUCGGUAUUGGCAAUAAAGGAAGAAGCUGCCAACAACCCGGGCAGCCCUACAUCAGCAUUGAAAUUGACACGAAAGGAAGAAGCUGCCAACAACCCGGGCAGCCCUACAUCAGCAUUGAAAUUGGCACGAAAGGAAGAAGCUGCCAACAACCUGCGCAGCGCUACAUCAGCAUCGGUAUUGGCACGAAAGGAAGAAGCUACCAACAACCAGGGCAGCCCUACAUCAGCAUCGAAAUUGGCACGAAAGGAAGAAGCUGCCAACAACCCGCGCAGCCCUACAUCAGCAUCGGUAUUGGCACGAAAGGAAGAAGCUGCCUACAACCCGGGCAGCCCUACAUUAGCAUCAGUAUUGGCACGAAAGAAAGAAGCUGCCAACAACCUGGGCAGCCCAAAAUCAGCAUCGGUAUUGGCACGAAAGGAAGAAGCUGCCAACAACCCGGGCAGCCCUACAUCCAGUUUAUGUUGGAAGAAAGAGGAUCAGAGCAACUUCUGUUCAAGAAGGUUCAGUUUGGACAGCCAAGACGCAUGGCCGACGAUUCAGGAAGCGGUUUCAAGUCCUAGUAGAAGGCAGUCUCUGGCCUCACCAGUAAACACAAGGCACAGUCUAGACCAAAAUUACAUUCAGAAAUCCACCAUGGUCGCAUCGAAGCUCAAACAUCCCGUCGCCAAGCCGGUCAAGCCCCAAGAGACCAGGUGUCAGAUUCCUCAGUCAAGUGGGAGGGUCCGAGGCCAUUCUCCGUUGAACAAAGCUGCACGGCCAACGUCAACACUUGUGAGGCGAAAGACGGCCGGUGGGAAAUGAGGGGAGCUAUAGCUAUUCACUGCAAUGAAGCUAACUUUAUUCUUGCUGCCUGUUUUUUGGAGCUUCUCGUUUUCACUACACAUGAAUUUAGUGUUGUUUAGAUGGAGUGAAGAAGAUGAAAUUUUCUAUUCCUUUUUACAUCAACAAUUUAUACUGACCAUUUUCAUCUUGUAAAACUCGCUUAGGGAUACUACAUUUAGCUGCGCCACUGUUGUUGCACAUAAUUAAGCUUUUCUUGUAACCACUGUUAAUAUGAUGGAGUAUAUCUAUA